AUGAGAAUCAAAGUAGCCUCGGACACCAGCGGGAUGAAUCUCCCGAGGUUCAGCCACUACUACAACGUCAUCGAGUGCGAUGCCCCAACCUGCGCACCUGAGGGUGAAACCACCUACGCCAACACGGGACCUUCGGUCCAGGCGCCUGGUGGAGAAGUACCUCAAAGGGAAGCUCCUGCCGAGGAGUAUGUGACGUCUGGUUGGAAGAGGAUAUUGGACGCUCUGGGGAACUUGUACCAGGUCGCUGAGGACGAGAACAUUUGUUUGUACUGCGGGGCAGUGGACUAUGAGAUGUACACAUGCCCUGAUCCCAGGGAGAGCGAAAUCAAGAAGGCCCUGAAGGACCUCCGCAUGACCGAAGAAAAAGGAGAAAGCGCGGGUGCUCCCAUGGAUGGUGGUGAGGGAGAGACUGAGGCCAAGGGAGACGCCGGAGCAGAUGGCCCAGAGUCCGAUGACGAUGAGGACAGUGCUGAUCUCUACGAGAAUCAAAUCGCCCAAGUGGUGCGCGAAGCCAUCAUGAAGGGAGGUGGAGAUAAGUGGUCGACCUUAGAUUUCUACAGCGCCUACCCGGAGACGAAUUCCAGGAAGACAAGGACCUAUCGGCAGAUUGAUUACCCGAUCUUGGGAAGAUUCCGCAUCAUCCCCACCAAUGGAUGCGAAUUCCACCACAUCAGGAAUGGGUACGGUGGAGUGGCAUACGGUCGCGACUACGUCCCUGAACUGACGCCCCACGAGAAGGCAGCGAGUUGGAACCUCAAUGUUGGAAUGAGGCAUCACGUGGGGAAGAGUAGCAGGAACCAAGGAUAUGGUUUGAAAUGCGACGAUGCGGGAUGGGUGGACCUUGAUGAAGUCUUGAAGUACUCAUUUUUUUGGGCCCAUCCAAACAUCCAAGAGCCGGUCCUGCUCUGGACACGGAACAAUGGCGAAGGGGCCAUGGACCUCAACGAAGCCAGCAGAAGGAUGAGGUCGUUGUUCAAGAUCAUGCAUCACAGUGUGGUGGACGGGAAGUCCGUGCCCAGAUGUUGGCAUUUGUGGCAACACAAGAGAGUGGUAACGAUGAUGCCGUCGUGCUUCCAUGAGACGUCCAGAGAGAAAUGGGAAUCUUCGAAAGGGGCCCGGUGCGCGGAGGAGGAUCUGGAAGGCUGGUCACCUAUUUCAACGCGUUUGCACCUUGGGAUGAGCGAUCCUGGAAAUUGGCGAAAGGGUACCAGAAACAAAGGUGAAAAGGCCGUGUUUUAUUUGCCAUCUGAAACCCUGAUGGACCAAUUUGAACGCCGAAUCACAGACUCCGGCCAACCAGUGACCGAUCAGGUGAUCCCCUUUGGAAGUUUGAGGGGGGCCUGGGUGCAAGACAGCGCCAAGAAGUGGCACCGCCUUAUUGUGCCUUCUGGCCUAGAGCAACUUGUGAAGUCCAUCCACAGACCUUGGAGAUACGCCGGACGAGACCAAGCCUUGAGGGAGGCCUCAUCGCGAGAACAAAGGUUUAGUGCAUAUUUUCAUUCUGACCCAGCGGUGUCCGAAGCGGAUCUGCACGCGCUUUCUGGGGCCUUGGCCUUCGGGGGUACGGAGACCCUGGGCGCUGGUGCGUUCCGGGGGAUCAGCAGAUCAGCUUCGGAGGCAACACUUGGCGCGACGGGGUUACCGGAGAAGGCGCGCAAGGUCGCUGCGGCCGCAAACACAGGUCGCGAAGGGCUCGCGCGAGCAGCAAGUGGCGCGGGCGCCACGCACGAGUUGCCUCCCGCGUGCGGUCCCCAAGAGAACACGGACGACACAUUCCACUACACGGCGAAUCCGCGUGCAGCACAACACACCAGCGGGACGCCCGUGCGCAAACAAGAGCUGGACGAGCGAGGAAAAGAAAGAAGCAUAGGAAGCGUCGCAGCGCCAACAGCGUCGCAGCGUCGCUCCCGCGUCGCAGCGUCGCAGCGCCUACAGUGUCGCAGCGUGGAUCCCGCGUGGCAGCGUCGCAGCGCCAACAGCGUCGCAGCGUCGCAGCGCCAACAGCGUCGCAGCGUCACUCCCGCAGCGUCGCAGCGCCAACAGCGUCGCAGCGCCAACAGCGUCGCAGCGUCACUGGCCCAACGGCAGCGUCGCAGCGUCACAGCGUCGCCGGCCCCUGGCAGCGUCGCAGCGUCGCAGCGUCGCAGCGCCACCCGCCUUCAGAGCGUCGAAGCGUCGCAGCGUCGCAGCGCCACCCGCCUCUCCGGGAGCGUCACAGCGCAACGUCGGAAACCCAAGUUUUGGCCCCCUUUGCCCCUGCACUGGGAUUCCAAGGCCGCGGAGAUCAGUGAGAUCAUUCUGGGCGGCGAGGUGAAAGCCGAUGAUGAAAGCGAAGCUUCUGAAAAUGCGGCGGAGGAGGCGAUCAGAAAGAGGGAGGAGGACAGACAGGAAGAGCUGCGGCUUGCAAUGGAACAGUUCCCUCUAUGGGCACGACCUCUGAAGAUCGGUUGCAAGCAAGUUCUGGAGCUCGGACUGAUCAAUGUCGCACCAGAUACGAACACGGCCGAAUCGACAUACAAUCAAGACACCGGUGGCGUGUUGAACCCACCAACUGAAGCAUACGGGAGAGAGACCUUGUCCCUGCCUGCAUUGGGCGUGAUCUUGGUUCAACGUGAACGCCAGCGCAAUAUCGAGAUGUCCAUGGAGGCAACGCACUGUGGAGUUACGCUCACCAAGGAAAUGCAGGAACGCAUGGAAUAUGCGUGGGCACUGGCCAAGACCAAGGAAGAGAAGGGGCAGAAAGGGCUCAUCGACAU
Messenger RNA from Cladocopium goreaui, 2756 nucleotides. NCBI's taxonomy places the organism in Eukaryota, Dinophyceae, Suessiales, Symbiodiniaceae. The record is from the annotation of a GenBank genome assembly.